ACGAACUUCGCUCGGACAUGUUUUCGCGGUAGCUACGGCUCUUCCCACUCGUCAAAGUCAACAUGACUCUCUCGCCUCUUCUCCCCCUCUUUCCCCGACUUCAUCUUCUCGCUCUCACUCCUCCCGAGCUCCGCAGCAAUGGCGACGCUACGCACGCUACUGCGAGAGCUCUUCUCUCUCGCGACCUACAUGAGCCCUCUCGUGGAGAAGGUGGCCGAGGCCGCGGUGGACCUCGGCCGCGCCGGCGCCGCGUCGGCGUUGGGCUCCCUCUCCGACGUCCUCUCGGUGGACUCCAAGCUCGAGGAGCUCCGCCGCAUCGUGGGCCGCAUCCACGCCCUCCUCAGGGACGCCGAGGAGACCCGCUUCGUCGAGGACGCCGCCGUGCGCAACUGGCUCCGCGAGCUCGGCGGCGUCGCCCUUGACGCCGACGACGUCCUCGACGAGUUCCGAACCAUAGUCGACGCCCAGAAGCUCCGGAUCGACGAUCGGCGCCGGAAGCGGAAGAGGCCCUGGUACGAUCUCUCCUCGUCCUGUUACCCUUGUGUCGCAAAUCUCCUCCUCUUGGUCCAAAGAUGGAAAAUUUCGACCAAAAUAGUGGAAAUUAUGGAGAUUUAUGAUGGGGUUUGUAAGGGUAGGGAGAAUCUCCAGAUGAAGGAGGGCGAUGCGACGCGGAGGGCCAUGCGGAGGGGAAAUGAAGGCGAUGCGCUCUUGGCGCCCGCGGGGUCUCUCGGCGGCGAAGUCCGGGUUGUGGGAAUGAAUCAAGAGAGGGAGAGAGUUGCUGAGUUGCUGAAUUCGAUGGAUGAGGAUGCAAUUUCCGUAGUUUCGGUUGUCGGUGCCGGAGGAACGGGGAAGACGACGCUCGCGAGGCGCGUCUUCGGCGAUGAAUCUGCAGACCAGCUGUUUGAUCUGAGAAUUUGGGUCGGCGUUCCUCGCGGGUGCGACGUCGAGAGGGCCACAGGAGAGAUAAUUGAGGCGAUAACGCGAGAGAGUUGCUGUAGUAAAAGCUUGGACUCACUGCAACGGCUCCUCGGGGAGCUUGUGAACGAGAAGCGCUUCUUGCUCGUGCUCGACGAUUUGUCGAACGAAGACCUCUUCUUCUGGGAGAUAUUGCGAGCUCCUUUGCUGAAAGGAAAGAAAGGAAGCAAAGUGCUAGUAACUACAAGGAGCAAUGUGGUCUCGCGGAACAUGCGGUCGUCGCACCCCAUCCACUUAACCGGUCUCAGCGAGGAUGAUUGUUGGUUGAUUUUUCGUGAGCACGCGUUUGAUCAGGGAGUUUGGGCUCAGCACCCGAAUUUGGAGCUAAUCGGACAAGAAAUUAUCCGCAAGUGUCAGCACUCGCCUCUGGCGGCCAAAUCGAUUGGUGGACUAUUGUAUGGUAAUACCGAUGAAGAGGAGUGGAGAAGUGUUCUAGGUGAUUUGCCUGAAACUGAAGAAGAUGCGAACAAAAUCCUGUUGACUUUGAAGGUGAGUUACGAUUACUUGCCGUUUCAUCUGAAACGAUGCUUCGCGUUCUGUUCUGUAUUUCCUAGCGGCCACGAAUUUGAUCGAGAUGAGCUGGUCAAGUUGUGGAUCGCAGUAGGUUUUAUCAAGCCCAGGCGGAACAGGUCGUUGGAGAACAUUGGCGGCAAGUAUUUUGAUUACUUACUGUGGAGAUCAUUUUUCCAGAUAUCCAAUGGUCGUAACCAAUCGAAACCAAAGUUUAAAAUGCCGGGCCUAAUCCAUGAGUUAGCGCAGUCUGUUUCUGGGUGUGAUUGUUUUAGAUUGGAUGAUGAUGCAGUGAACGAUGAGCCAGAGAAUGCUCGCUAUUUCUUAUCACGUACAAGCAGUAUGGACGACACAGCUUACUAUAAAAUUUACAAGAAUACAAGUUUACGGGCUUUAGUACUUCAGAAUGCCGAGAAUUGUGUAACCGCCGCGCCAGUCCGAGAUGAUUUAUUCUUGAAUCUAAGAUAUUUGCGUGCCUUAGAUUUAAGCGACAAUGGAUUGACAGCAUUGCCAGACUCGGUUGGUGAUUUAAUUCACCUUCGGUACCUCAAUCUCCACAGAACACAAAUAGAGAAGUUACCCGAAUCAAUAUGCAACCUCUAUAAUCUUCAAGUAUUGGAGCUGGGUGAGUGUCGGAAUCUUGCAGAGCUACCGAAAGGCGUGAGAAAUCUAAUUCACCUAAGGCAUCUGGGAUUGCAUCUGGACUGGGCGGGGCAAAGAAGUAAUUGGACUGAUUUGAUUUCCAUGCCGCCAGGAAUCGGCAGUCUAACUUCUCUUCAAACGUUGUCGAGGUUUAGUGCGUCCUCUGAGAGCGCAUGCAGUAUCGGGCAGUUAAAGAAUUUGCGAAAUCUCCGAGGAGAGCUGUGCAUCUCGAAGCUCGAAAAUGUGCUCGAUGAAAAUGAAGCCAAAGAAGCCAAUUUGAGAAAUAAGCCUUUUGUUGAUGCUGUUAUGCUGCGGUGGAGCGAGGGGGGAAACGGGAGCUUCUCUACUUCAGGAAGCCGGCCAGGAGAAGUGCUCGAACACUUGUGCCCUAGCACCAGACUCAAGUACUUACAGAUAGAGAACUAUAACGGCGCGAGAUUUCCGAAUUGGCUCGAGGAUCCAUCCUUUUCAUCUUUAGAGACGCUGCGACUCUCCAACUGCAAACAAUGCGACACCCUCCCGCUCGUCGGGAAGUUGCCCAAACUUAAACAUCUCUACUUCGAAGGACUACAUGGAUUAAAACAUAUGGGCCAUGAUCCUUUCAUUGGAUUUCCGUCACUGGAGAUGCUCUACGUUUCGGACAUGAGUACAAUGGAGAGCUGGUACGAAGUAGGAGAAGGCGCAAUGCCGCGCCUUAGGAAACUCGUCGUCUCAAAUUGCCCGCGGUUGCACGAACCGUUUCAGCUCGCAAACUCGCUUCAAAGGGUCGAAAUAAGAGAUUGCCCGAUGAUCACAGCACUGCCGCAGGAAAUGCCGGUCUCGCUCGAGCAUUUGGCCAUUACCGGAUGCCCCGCGCUGCAGCAAAGUUGCCAGAUGGAUGGAUCUGAGUGGCCCAAGAUACAGAACAUCCCUCAUAAAGCAAUUGGUUGAGAUUUUGAAUCAUAUACCUUGUAUGGCAAUUUUUCUAUUUUACUCAUUUGUAAUGAGUAACAUUUCAAAUUUCGCCAUUUAAUUAAUGCUUGAUGUAACAGCGAUGUAGCAGAGUUGAUAAUUUAGCUCUUGUAAUGCGACAGUUUGUUCA
Molecule: messenger RNA, 3208 nt
Organism: Ananas comosus (pineapple)
Lineage: Eukaryota; Viridiplantae; Streptophyta; Magnoliopsida; Poales; Bromeliaceae
Product: putative disease resistance protein At3g14460
Exons: 1
Coding region: 139-3057 (972 amino acids)
Biological process (GO): defense response to other organism
Molecular function (GO): protein binding; ADP binding
Source: RefSeq, a predicted model, not a curated record